AUGAGGGACGAGGCAGCAGCGGAAGUGUCCCGCGCCUGUGCUGCGUUGGCAAGUGUGGAAGACAAAGGGGAAGGUGAGGGCGACACCGGCGACACCGAAAGGAAUGACCGGCGAACUAGGUACCAGAAGGCUCGACAUGGGCUGCGUCAACUGACCAAAGUCUUCACUGUCACCGUUGGCAUUGGCUCGCGAGGUCGAGGCCUUUGUUGCAAAGGGCCCCGCAGCACCCUGGCGCCUGAGCGCACUGCACCAGCCAUCGGGGCCGGGGCGCCUAUGGUGAAGCGUGGUGAAGCAGACUUCAGACGUAUGUCAUAUGCGAGCCCAUGCGAUGCUUCAAGGACGGGCUCGAUCGGCACCACUGCGGCGCUGCUGGACCCAGAGGCUUAUCGCCUGAAUCGGGAGAAGGCCACAGCACAGGCGCGUCCGGAGCACAAUGAACCGAACGAACCGAUAUCAAAAGCGAAGCUCACCAGCCUGAAGGCUGACAAGAAUCUGGAUGCCAUGCUCGAAGCGUAUGUUGUGGAGAAGGAGCAGAUACAGCGCGCCAUUCAAGAAGAGGUGGAGUUAGUCCAGCGGCAGAAAGAUGAGGAAGCCCACUUUGCGGCGGAGCUCCAGAGUCUGCGGGAGCCAGGGCCCUGCUCCUUACCGUAA
Messenger RNA from Symbiodinium natans, 651 nucleotides. NCBI's taxonomy places the organism in Eukaryota, Dinophyceae, Suessiales, Symbiodiniaceae. The record is from the annotation of a GenBank genome assembly.